CCAUGCGCCAUUGGGAGGGCCGCAGUGGGUGCUCUGUGCCCUUGUUGCCGAGGGCUUCUUCCUGGGUCAUUCCUGGAGCAAGGCCGGACGGGGGCUGACACCCGGGCUCCCGCGUGGCCCUGUCGGCGCGUGUGUGACUUCCUCGCCGGCGGGAUGUGGCGACUACGCCGGGCCGCCGUGGCCUGUGAGGUCUGCCAAUACUUAGUGAAACAUAGCUCUGGAAUCAAAGGAAGCUUACCACUACAAAAACUGCAUCUGGUUUCAAGAAGUAUUUAUCAUUCACACCAUCCUACCUUAAAGCUUCAAAGACCCCAAUUCAGGACAUCAUUUCAUCAGUUCUCCUCUUUAACUAACCUUCCCUUAUGUAAAUUGAAACUUUCUCCAAUUAAAUAUGGCUACCAGCCACGCAGGAAUUUUUGGCCAGCGAGAUUAGCUGCAAGACUCUUAAAACUUCGAUAUCUCAUACUAGGAUCUGCUGUUGGGGGUGGCUAUACAGCCAAAAAGACUUUUGAUCAGUGGAAAGAUAUGAUACCUGACCUUAGUGACUAUAAAUGGAUUGUGCCUGACAUUGUGUGGGAGAUUGAUGAGUAUAUCGAUUUAGAAAAAAUUAGAAAAGCACUUCCUAAUUCAGAGGACCUUGCAAAAUUGGCACCUGACUUUGAUAAGAUUGUCGAAAGCCUCAGCUUAUUGAAGGACUUUUUCACCACAGGUUCACCUGGAGAAACAGCAUUUAGAGCAACAGAUCAUGGAUCUGAAGGUGACAAGCAUUAUAGAAAGGGUCUGCUUGGUGAGCUCAUUCUCUUACAACAGCAAAUUCAAGAGCACGAAGAGGAAGCGCGCAGAGCUGCUGGCCAAUAUAACACGAGCUAUGCCCAACAGAAGCGCAAGGUGACAGACAAAGAGAAAAUUGACCAGCUUCAAGAAGAACUUCUGCAUACUCAGUUAAAGUACCAGAGGAUCUUGGAACGGUUAGAAAAAGAGAACAAAGAAUUAAGAAAAUUAGUACUGCAGAAAGAUGACAAAGGCAUCCAUCACAGAAAACUUAAGAAAUCUUUGAUUGACAUGUAUUCUGAAGUUCUUGAUGUUCUGUCUGAUUAUGAUGCCAGUUAUAAUACACAAGAUCAUCUGCCAAGGGUGGUUGUGGUUGGAGACCAGAGCGCUGGAAAAACUAGCGUGUUGGAAAUGAUUGCCCAAGCGCGGAUAUUCCCUCGAGGAUCUGGGGAAAUGAUGACACGCUCUCCGGUUAAGGUUACUCUGAGUGAAGGUCCUCACCACGUGGCCUUGUUUAAAGAUAGUUCUCGGGAGUUUGACCUUACCAAAGAGGAGGAUCUUGCAGCAUUAAGACAUGAAAUAGAACUCCGAAUGAGGAAAAAUGUGAAAGAAGGCUGUACUGUUAGUCCUGAGACCAUAUCUUUAAAUGUAAAAGGCCCUGGACUGCAGAGGAUGGUGCUUGUUGACUUACCAGGUGUGAUUAAUACUGUGACAUCAGGCAUGGCUCCUGACACAAAGGAAACUAUUUUCAGUAUCAGCAAAGCUUAUAUGCAGAAUCCUAAUGCCAUCAUACUAUGUAUUCAAGAUGGAUCUGUGGAUGCUGAACGCAGCAUUGUUACAGACUUGGUCAGUCAAAUGGAUCCUCAUGGAAGGAGGACAAUAUUUGUUUUGACCAAAGUAGACCUGGCAGAAAAAAAUGUGGCUAGCCCAAGCAGGAUUCAGCAGAUUAUUGAAGGAAAACUCUUCCCAAUGAAAGCCCUGGGUUAUUUUGCUGUUGUAACAGGAAAAGGAAACAGCUCUGAAAGCAUUGAAGCUAUAAGAGAAUAUGAAGAAGAAUUUUUUGAAAAUUCAAAACUCCUAAAGACAAGCAUGCUAAAGGCACACCAAGUGACUACAAGAAAUUUAAGUCUUGCUGUUUCAGACUGCUUUUGGAAAAUGGUACGAGAGUCAGUUGAGCAACAGGCUGAUAGUUUCAAAGCAACACGUUUUAACCUUGAAACUGAGUGGAAGAAUAACUAUCCUCGCCUGCGAGAACUUGACCGGAACGAACUAUUUGAAAAAGCUAAAAAUGAAAUCCUCGAUGAAGUUAUCAGUCUGAGCCAGGUUACACCAAAACAUUGGGAAGAAAUCCUUCAGCAGUCUUUGUGGGAAAGAGUGUCAACUCAUGUGAUUGAAAACAUCUAUCUUCCAGCUGCACAGACCAUGAAUUCAGGGACUUUUAAUACGACAGUGGAUAUCAAGCUUAAACAGUGGACUGAUAAACAGCUUCCUAAUAAAGCAGUAGAGGUUGCUUGGGAGACCCUACAAGAAGAAUUUUCGCGCUUUAUGACAGAACCAAAAGGGAAAGAGCAUGAUGACAUAUUUGAUAAACUUAAAGAGGCUGUUAAGGAAGAAAGUAUUAAACGCCACAAGUGGAAUGAUUUUGCGGAGGACAGCUUGAGGGUUAUUCAACACAAUGCUUUAGAAGACCGUUCCAUAUCUGAUAAACAGCAGUGGGAUGCAGCUAUUUAUUUUAUGGAAGAAGCUCUUCAAGCUCGUCUCAAGGAUACUGAAAACGCAAUUGAAAACAUGAUAGGUCCAGAUUGGAAAAAGAGGUGGUUAUAUUGGAAGAACCGGACCCAAGAACAGUUUGUCCACAAUGAAACCAAGAACGAAUUGGAGAAGAUGUUGAAGUGCACUGAAGAGCACCCAGCCUAUCUCGCGAGCGACGAGAUAACUACGGUCCGAAAGAACCUUGAAUCCCGAGGAGUAGAAGUGGACCCAAGCUUGAUUAAGGAUACUUGGCACCAAGUUUAUAGAAGACACUUCUUAAAAACAGCUCUAAACCAUUGUAACCUUUGUCGAAGAGGCUUUUACUACUACCAAAGACAUUUUGUAGAUUCUGAGUUGGAAUGCAAUGAUGUCGUCCUGUUUUGGCGAAUACAGCGCAUGCUUGCUAUCACUGCAAAUACUUUAAGGCAGCAACUUACAAACACUGAAGUCAGGCGAUUAGAGAAAAAUGUGAAAGAGGUAUUGGAAGAUUUUGCUGAAGACAGCGAGAAGAAGGUACAACUACUCACCGGCAAACGAGUUCAGCUGGCUGAAGACCUCAAGAAAGUUAGAGAAAUUCAAGAAAAACUUGAUGCUUUUAUUGAAGCUCUUCAUCAGGAGAAAUAAAUGGUAAUAAAAUCCUACUCAUAAUAUAAUCACCUCUGCAUACAUGUGAAGAAAGAAAACUCCAGAGUCUCUUGUCCUGCCUUUUCUCCUUCUGCUAUUCCACCUUUCUAAACAUAAAAUAAAGUCAUGGGAUAAAAAUAAUUUAUGCGUGUUCGAGGCACUUUAACCAUCAGCUGCCUUUUGAAUGCAAGAACAGUGGAAAUGGCAUUAAAAUCCUAUUUUAUUGUAUUGAAGUGACAAAUUAAAAUAAAACAAGUGGUGUGGCCGUUAGAUUCAGUCCUUGAAGAUAAGAAUCUCGCUCUCCUGCUUGUCUCAUUUGUGGUGGCACGCAUUCAACUAAUUCAUUAGCUGAUGAUACUCAGUGUCAGUUUUUUUCUGGGGAAAAAGUGCUAGAUAUUGUGAAAAGCUAUCAGUUGUAUAUAAGAUGAUGGUAACCCGCUAAGUUGUUGUCUGUAUCUGUAAUGUUCUAUAUGCAGUAACUAUCUGAUUAUGAAAAUUGAGUUUACAUUUAUCAUGUGAAAGAGGACUAGCUAACAGAAGGGUGCCUCAAACAGGUGAAUCUGGAUUACAACAAUCCAGGUACAUCCAGUGAAAGAGGUCUUACCCUUCAUUGCCAGCUGAGAGGGCUGCCUUAGAAGCAAAGUCAGCAGCAGCUUCCCUGUUUGCUUCCGUUGAUGAUUUUGUCCUUUCUGUACCCAUUUGAAAUUCAUUUACUUUGUAUAGGUAAGCCGGGUUUUCUGUUAACCGUGGGUUUUUUGAACCUGUUGACAGAGCUACUGGGUUGUGACACAGGGUAAGGAAGAUAAAGAAUAAUCAGUUGACUAAUUUCAUUGAGACUGUUGUCAAGCACUUCAGGUGGGCUUCAGGAAAAGGCCUUCUGUCAUAAGACUAUUUUAAAUAGAAAUUACUUCAACAGAAUAAUGUUGACCAUCUCCCUCUUAGCUGAACGUGUAAAGAAAAACAUAAAAUUUGAUUCACUGCAGUUCAGUUAUUGUACCUUCACAGCAUUUUCAUGUGUUUCAUACAAAUACUUCUUUAUUGGCUGACAGACU
Messenger RNA from Odobenus rosmarus divergens (Pacific walrus), 4199 nucleotides. It is a transcript of the gene OPA1, whose product is annotated as optic atrophy 1 (autosomal dominant). NCBI's taxonomy places the organism in Eukaryota, Metazoa, Chordata, Mammalia, Carnivora, Odobenidae. Gene Ontology annotation, cellular component: cytoplasm; mitochondrial membrane; microtubule. Gene Ontology annotation, molecular function: microtubule binding; GTP binding; GTPase activity. The transcript is spliced from 30 exons. Gene Ontology annotation, biological process: mitochondrial fusion. The coding region runs from base 154 to 3147 and encodes 997 amino acids. The record is from RefSeq and is a predicted model, not a curated record.